AACCAAAGUAAAAGCUUUUCCUUACCGACGACCCACUUCUCCAUAUAUAUGCAUACCAGACUUCCCUCUUCUUAGAAAUCACACAGCCUUUACUAAAUACUUUUGCUUCCUUCUUUGGAAGUGAUAGUACAACAAGUUCAAUUUCUUAGUGAAGAUGGAAGAAAGCAAGGGAGCAAAGUCAACCAAAGUUAUUGAAGACGAGGAGAAAUGGGUUUAUGAUUCUUCUCUGGAUCAUAAAGGAAACGUUCCUCUCCGAGCUUCAACUGGUGUUUGGAAAGCCUCUCUCUUUGUUGUUGCUAUUGAGUUCAGUGAGAGGUUGAGCUACUUUGGAAUAGCAACUAGCUUAAUUAUUUACCUCACCAGAGUAAUGCAUGACGACCUCAAGACCGCAGCCAAAAGUGUCAAUCACUGGUCUGGCGUCACCACACUGAUUCCACUGUUUGGAGGCUUCGUGGCUGAUGCUUACUUGGGGCGCUUCAAAACAGUUCUUUUUUCAUCCAUCAUUUACCUCAUGGGUUUGAUUCUUCUAUGCAUGUCCUGGUUCGUACCAAGCUUCAGGCCUUGUAAUACCAAAACAUGCCACGAACCCAGAAAAAUCCAUGAAGUGGUGUUCUUUGUUGCAAUCUACUUAAUUUCUAUAGGGACUGGGGGUCAUAAGCCUGCCCUGGAGAGCUUUGGAGCUGACCAAUUCGAUGACGAUCACCGUGAAGAAAGAAAGCAGAAGAUGUCCUUUUUCAAUUGGUGGAGUUUUGGGCUUUGUUGUGGGCUUAUACUUGGGGUUACUGUGGUAGUGUAUGUGCAAGACCAUGUGAGUUGGGGUGUUGCUGAUAUUGUUGUCACUGCAGUCAUGGCUGUAUCACUUUCUAUCUUCAUAAUUGGAAGGCGGAAUUACCGUUAUCGAAAACCGACUGGGAGCCCCUUAACACCAAUGUUGCAAGUUCUUGUAGCUGCCAUUGCUAAGAGAAAUCAGCCUCACCCUUCUGACCCUGCUCAAUUGUAUGAAACCCCCAAAUCAGAAAAGGUUCAUGGGAGGCUUCUGUGCCACACGAAGAAGCUCAGAUUUCUUGACAAGGCGGCGAUUAUAAGCGCACAAAACUUGGCUGAGAAUCCAAGCCCUUGGAGACUAGCAACUGUGACCAAGGUGGAGGAGAUGAAGCUUGUUCUCAACUUGAUCCCAAUUUGGCUAGCGACUCUGCCAUUUGGAAUGUGUGUGGCACAAUCCACCACAUUCUUCAUCAAACAAGGUGCCACCAUGAACAGAGAGGUUGCAAAUGGUUUCGUGGUCCCCCCUGCCUCAAUAUUCGCUCUCGCAGCCAUUGGAAUGAUCGCCUCCGUCACAAUAUACGAAAAACUCCUUGUCCCGAUUCUGAGAAGGACAACCGGAAACGAAAGAGGAAUCAACAUCCUCCAAAGGAUUGGAAUCGGAAUGAUUUUCUGCAUCGCUACGAUGGUAGCAGCUGCCCUGGUGGAGAAGAAACGACUAGGAUUUGUCAAAAGUGACCCAAUAAAGGGUUCGCAUUCCAUGAGCGUGUUGUGGUUGGCACCACAAUUUCUGAUCGUUGGGUUUGGAGAUGGGUUUACUCUUGUGGGGUUGCAGGAGUAUUUUUACGACCAAGUCCCGGACUCCAUGAGAAGCUUAGGCAUUGCUUUUUACCUCAGUGUGAUCGGAGCUGGGAACUUCGUUAGCAGCUUUGUGAUCACGGCCGUUGAUCACAUCACGGACAAUGGAGGGAAGAGUUGGUUCGGUAAGGAUUUGAACAGCAGUCGGUUGGACAGGUUUUAUUGGCUCCUGGCUUGCGUGGCAGCAGCAAAUCUGUGUGUUUAUGUUUUCGUGGCUCGGCGUUAUUCUUACAAGAAUGUGCAGAAGGUAGCUGUGGCUGAUUGCUUUGGAGAUGAACUGGAAAAUGAAGGCCCGAUCCCAUGAAACAUAAUAUAUAUUUAUAUAUAAAUAUAAGGAAUUGUUAUUGGCACUUUACAAAUCUCAUUCUACACUCCAAACUUACUAUAUUUGAAAAGAAAAAUACACUUAUAAGGAAUGUAGAAUGAGAUUUUUUGGAGUGCCAAUAACAUUCCCCUAAAUAUAUACAAAUAUAUUAGUUCAAUAAAUAUUAAUUGAACCAUGGUUUAGUAAGUCUAAAAAUAAUUUACUUGUUAAGUUUGAAGUACUAUUGUGAAAUCGUGUUUGAAAUUAAUUGUAAACGCGUGGCUUUCAGUA
Molecule: messenger RNA, 2215 nt
Organism: Pyrus x bretschneideri (Chinese white pear)
Lineage: Eukaryota; Viridiplantae; Streptophyta; Magnoliopsida; Rosales; Rosaceae
Product: protein NRT1/ PTR FAMILY 5.6
Exons: 4
Coding region: 155-1924 (589 amino acids)
Biological process (GO): transmembrane transport; dipeptide transport
Cellular component (GO): membrane
Molecular function (GO): dipeptide transmembrane transporter activity; tripeptide transmembrane transporter activity
Source: RefSeq, a predicted model, not a curated record